AUGGGCGCUGUGCCGGCGUGUGAUCACUCAAGCCCAGUUGCUCAGCCCUGUAACUUUACGGUUUCAUCCUCCGAGACAGCUGGGAGGGGAGAACUUGAGCAGGAGGGGCCAGGGCCGCACUUCAUUGAAGAAGGCAAACCGCGACCGCAGCAGAUCGAGACACACUCUCAUAGCGAGAGAUCUGUCUCGGGAUUCCCCGCACGAGGCACACUCACGGUGCGACAUUUGCAACAACGUUGCAGAAAAAUUGCUCUUACUAGCCAGAUAGCCACAGAGGAAGGCUUCUCGCUUCUUCCACUGCCAGGGCUCUUCUGCGGCGAUUUACCCCUCUUGCUUUCCCAGAAUCCCCGUUUCCCAGGCAACCUUCAGAUGUCAAACAGCCAGCUUGAUGAGGCGGGUGAGAACGACGUCAAUAAUUUCUUCCAGUUGACGGUGGAGAUGUUUGAUUACUUGGAGUGUGAGCUGAACCUUUUCUUAGGUGUGUUCAGCUCGUUGGAUAUGUCUCGCUCUGUGUCGGUGACAGCAGCCGGUCAGUGCCGUCUGGCCCCUCUUAUCCAGGUCAUUCUGGACUCCAGUCAUUUGUACGACUACACCGUCAAACUGCUCUUCAAACUCCACUCCUGUCUGCCGGCAGAUACUCUGCAGGGCCACAGGGAUCGCUUCCAGGAGCAGUUUAAGAAGCUGAAGAGUCUGUUCUAUCGCUCCAGUAACCUGCAGUAUUUCAAGAGACUGAUUCAGAUCCCACAACUUCCUGAGAAUCCACCAAACUUCCUGCGGGCGUCAGCCCUCUCCGAACACAUCAGUCCAGUGGUGGUGAUUCCGGUGGAGUCUUCGUCCCCUGAGAGUGAACAUGUAGCAGAGACAGAAGACCUGGUGGACACGGACAUCCCACCUUUACCGAGCACUGUGGACAGCAAAUUUGACGACCUCUUUGGCACCUCAGCUGCUACAGACCCGUUUAACUUCAACAGUCAGAACGGCAUGCGUAAAGAUGAGAAAGACCGUUUGAUUGAGCAGCUCACAGCAGAGCUACAGGCCCUGAAGGAGGAGCUGGAGUCCUUCAGAUUGGAGAGUGGCCGUCUUUGUCAAGCACUACGAGGGCGUGUGAACGAGCUGGAGGCGGAGCUUGCAGAGCAGACUCACCUGAAGCAGCAGGCAUUGGGUGAGAGCGAGUUCCUGAGGGUGGAGCUAGACGACCUGCGCAGGGUCAAAGAGGACACAGAGAAAGAGCAGCGCAGCCUGAGCGAAAUCGAGAGAAAAGCACAAGCUAAUGAGCAACGCUACACCAAGUUAAAGGAGAAAUACACAGAGCUGGUCCAGAGCCACGCUGACCUGCUGAGGAAGAAUGCUGAGGUGACGCGUCAGAUGACGGUUGCCCGUGCCGCCCAGGAUGAGGUUGAGAAUGUGAAAAAAGAGAUGCAGGACAGAGUGAAAGCUGCUCAGGAUACUGCCAGUCAGGAGGAGAAGGCUCAGUUAGAGCAGCUUCAAGCUCUACAAGCCGAGCUCAUGUCCAGCAGAUCUGAGCUAGAGACCCUGAAGAGUGCCGUCACCUCCUCCCAACAGUCAAACGAGCAGCUCAGUACUCAGCUGUCUGCUCUAGAGGCUGAGAAGGCGGGGCUUAUGGAGACUGUAUCUCAGAAGGAGGCGGAGCUAGCCAGUUUGGGGGUGGAGUUAGAGCGUGUGCAAAGCAGUCUGACCAAUGAGAGGGAGAGUGGUGUGAAAGCUGCUGAGACCCUGCAAAACCAACUCAAUGAAAAGGAGAGUCGUGAGCAGGCUCUGGAGAGCAAGCUGGUCUCUCUGCGCUGGGCGGCUUUGCGGGCAGCACUAGAGGAGGCGGGGAGGAUCGUACAGGACAGCCUGAAUCAGCUAGACGACCCUGCACACAUCAGCUGCACCAGUUCAGCCGAUUACCUGGUGUCCAGAUGCCAGGUGGCUCUGGACUGCGUGGAGAGACUGCAGUCGGCCAGAGACGGCUUUGUAUCAGAUAAUACUGAUGUGUCUGGACUGGUGCGGGCAGUGACUCAGUUCGCUCACCUGGUGGGCGAUGUCAUCGUGCAGGGCAGCGCCACCUCACACAUGGUGCCAGUGGAGCAAGCUGACGCAUUGGCAGACAACGUGAAGGCGUGUGGCGCGGAGGCCCUGGCGUUGCUCUGCCAGCUCAAGGAGCAGGAGUCUAAUGGGACGGCAGACUGCAGCCGGCUAAGGGCGGCACUGGAUACCGUGAUGGCCUUGGGCGAGAAGUUGCGUCCUCGGGGUCUAGAACUGCAGCAAGGGGAGCUGGGAGAUCUGGUGGAGCAGGAGAUGGCAGCCACAUCGGCAGCUGUGGAGUCAGCCGCCGCCAGGAUUGAGGAAAUGCUCAAUAAGUCCAGGGCGGUUGACACUGGAAUCAAAAUGGAAGUCAAUGAAAGGAUCUUGGCGUCCUGCACAGAUCUUAUGCAGGCCAUCAAAGUGCUGGUGCUGUCCUCCAAAGACCUGCAGAAGGACAUCGUGGAGAGCGGCAGGGGGGCCGCAUCUAUGAAGGAGUUCUACGCCAAGAAUUCCCGAUGGACGGAAGGUCUCAUUUCCGCCUCCAAGGCCGUGGGCUGGGGUGCCACCAUGUUGGUUGAUGCAGCUGAUCAGAUGGUGCAAGGAAAGGGCAAGUUUGAGGAGCUGAUGGUGUGUUCACAUGAGAUCGCUGCCAGCACAGCUCAGCUGGUCGCAGCAUCUAAGGUCAAAGCAGACAAGGACAGUCCAAACCUUUCCCGUCUCCAGCAGGCCUCCAAAGGGGUCACCCAGGCCACAGCAGGGGUCGUGGCAUCAACCAAGUCCGGCAAGUCUCAGAUCGAGGACACAGAAACAAUGGACUUUUCCGCAAUGACACUCACUCAGAUCAAGAGGCAAGAGAUGGACGCACAGGUGCUGGUGCUGGAGCUGGAGACUCGGCUGCAGAAAGAGCGGGAGAGACUGGGUGAACUGAGGAAGAAGCAUUACCAGCUCGCUGGCGUCGCAGAGGGCUGGGGAGGAGAGGAAGAGGGAACAGGUUGAGACUCGUCACGUUCUGUGCAGCAGCCCUACAGACGUGGCGCUUGACGUCUUUAUAUACACACCAUCUUUCCCUUCUCCCUUUUUAUUGUACUUUUUAACUCUUUGAUUUCUUUAUUGUACAUUAAAGCCAAAUAAAAGGUGCUUUUUUUCUAACCUGCUCUCUCCCCUGCCCGUGGAGUCUGGAGACGUGAGGAGUGUGAUGAUAUUGCACAACGAAAGGGGAAGGAGAGGAAGGAAGGAAGGAAGUGGAUGGCACACCUAGUGGACAGAGAGGGAAGUGCAGACUCGCUGAACAGUCCAAGUAUGUCCUCUUCCUCCUUAUACGGAACGGAGAAUUUUCCCCAUGUAGAACAAUCCCGUCUCCCCGUGAAACAUCCCAUGAUGCAUUGCACAAGGGUGAGUCACCCCAUUUUGCAGGAAUUGACACUGGUGCUGUGAUUCUUCCGGACUCAACUUUCACAAACAGCAGCAGUGUGCAACUUCCACACUGACCUCUCAAACGCAUUCCUUAAUGUCGCGUAGGAUUGGCCUCAUCUGGGUCCGUCCUUCUCUAGUCCCCUAGCAGUGGUCACUGGACUAAAAAGAGCAAUAGAUGAUGACCUACUGUGGACUAACAGCUGAAAACACUAGCAAACUCAACCAAGACUCACUUUUCUGUAUUUAGUAUUUUUUAUGUUAUGCUUUCCUUUGAUUAUGUUCCUGAUGCAUUCAUUUGAUAGGAAAACCCUUAAUAGAUUUAAUCCACUGGCUUUGAACUGUUCCACAAUGUUGACUUAUAGGGACAAACUGCGAAAUAGCUCAUCUAACGUAUGAUAUUGUCCUGAUGCGUUUCACCAGUUUCAAGUCCAUGACUGAAUAUGAACUGACUGUUUUUGUGAGACCUCACGUCGGGCUAGGGCUCAUCGUUUUUGUUUUAUAGCUCUAUUUAGGUCAUAGUUUCUUCAGCACAGAUAGAUAUGGCACCAUAUUGUAUCAGUAACGGCCUCUCAAACGGUCCCGUACGGUUUACACACUGUUAAUACGACAGUAUCUGUUCAUUCCUGUUGUCUUCUUCCAGCUCCACAUACACGCACCCCUUCACUCUGAGGCGAGGAGAGACGUCCGUGCCUUCCAAAAGGGAAAAAGGGUCACAUUCCCUCACAAAGACCUUUAAAAUUGUGAUCUGAGCAGCAUUAGGACAGUGUUUUAAAUUUGUAGUUUGGUGUUGCGAACUGAGAUCAUGAAAUCAGUAGAGUGUGGUGUGAGAACAGAUGUAGCCAUCCCUGUGUUCAAGGCUGGUGUGUUUCCUUUGGAUUUUUGAGCUUCCCUUUUUAACUGGAUAUCUAAAAGGACAAAAAUGGUACGGAGCCCCUAAGGGGACACGGUGAUGGAAAAAAUAUGAGAUUGGAGGAAAAAUUACAUUUCACUGUUCUCUUGUAAAAGGGUUGAAUUCUCCUGGGAAACUGCAUUCGCUCGCAAAUCUUUUGCUUUCACUCAAAAAAGCACAGAAAUAUAGUUUUUUCUUCUACCUUAUAUUAUUUCCAUCACAACACAAAUACAAAAGUUUCUCUAGGAAAUGCAAAAGUUUUGCGAGAGAACGCAAAGCUUCUAAAGAGAAUCUAAAAGUUUUGCAAGCGAACACAACGCUUCUUGAGGAACGCGGGUUUUGUAAUUGAUAGCUAAUGUAUUGAAGGAACGCUAAAGCUUUGUGAGCAAACACAAAGCUUCUUGAGAAAACAAACACAACCGUUUUGCCAGGAAGCGCAGCGUUUCUCUAAGAAACACAAAAUAUUUUGCAAGAAAAGUUUUGCAAGCGAACACAAAGUUUCUUGGGGAACAUGGGUUUUGCUAUUGAAUGCAAAUAUAUUAAAUGAACGCAAAAAUUUUAGUUUCUUGAGAAAAAUGCAAAUGUUUUGCGAGCAAACAGAGUUUCUUAGGGAACGCAGAAGUUCUAAGAGCGAACGCAAAUAUAUUGUAAAAACAAAAUCCUCAUCUUUUUUCCAUCACUCUCUUUUUAGGAGCUCUGUAAAAUGGGUCAAAAUUCAUUUGAAAAAUAUUUUGCUUUAAAAAAAAAUUAAGUCUCAUUUAGAAUUGUAUAUAUUUCUCAUUAUUUACAGUACAAAUAUUACCAUGAUGUAUAGCUACUUACAAGUGUACUUUACCAUUUAAAUUCUAUAGUUUUAUUUAUAGUAAUUCACAUUAAUUUAAGGGAGACAUAUAUAUAUAUAUAUAUAUGGGCUUAAUUUUCUGUACGCAAAAUAGUUCAUUUUGAGGGAUUUUUUUGCCAUUUCCUGACUGUUUUCAUGAGAUUCACACAAAAUGGAGGUGCAUGAAGAAUGUUAAGUUAAAUGCAUUGGGUUCAAGAGGUCUGUCCACUUCUGUCAAAGCAAUGUAGACCACAUAGCCUUGUAGACCACCACUGUCUGCCAGCAGCACAGCUCGCACCAGGGCUCACAGGGACUUGCAGUCUUGUAGUCAUCUACAAACCAGGGUUACCUCAACUUCUCCACAAACUACCAGUCAGUAACUACAAAAGAGAAAAUUGAGUUUAAGGGCCCUGUAGACUCGAUAUGAACAUGUGUUGGCUAAACCAUGAGUGUGUGCGUGUGUGUUCUUUAAUACUAAUAUAACGUGUGUGUGUGUGUGUGUGUUUGGAUGGAUGCUGUAACUGAGAAAUGGUAUAUACUGUAUAUCCCUUAUGUUGUUAUGUUUUAAUACCCUCAUAUUGUUU
Messenger RNA from Sinocyclocheilus grahami, 5734 nucleotides. It is a transcript of the gene hip1, whose product is annotated as huntingtin interacting protein 1. The coding region runs from base 1 to 3024 and encodes 1007 amino acids. Lineage: Eukaryota; Metazoa; Chordata; Actinopteri; Cypriniformes; Cyprinidae. The record is from RefSeq and is a predicted model, not a curated record. The transcript has 28 exons. Gene Ontology annotation, biological process: endocytosis; clathrin coat assembly; actin filament organization. Gene Ontology annotation, cellular component: presynapse; cortical actin cytoskeleton; clathrin-coated vesicle. Gene Ontology annotation, molecular function: clathrin light chain binding; clathrin-cargo adaptor activity; actin filament binding.